Molecule: messenger RNA, 4627 nt
Organism: Pomacea canaliculata
Lineage: Eukaryota; Metazoa; Mollusca; Gastropoda; Architaenioglossa; Ampullariidae
Product: kelch-like protein 24
Molecular function (GO): protein binding
Source: RefSeq, a predicted model, not a curated record
GUAGACGUUACCUUAUGUAGCUGCACUAAAUGUCAGUGUCUGCUCCACUGCUCUUCUUCACAGUUUUCGAUAAAGAAUUGCUCAUAGUAUGAAAAUUAGACUUUUUAGAGGCGGGCUGGGGAAGGACGUGGGCCUGCAAGCCACUUCUAUGAUGCCUGUACUGCAGCCACUGUUGUUGUGGUACUUGAGAGCAGACAACCAUCCAUCGCCAUCUUGUCACAACUGUCCAGAGUUACUUCCCUGGAAGCAGCAGUUCCGUUCCGUUUGUAUCAGCUCCGGGAUCUGUUGUCAACUCAGUUUUGAUGAAUGUCUGCCUGCUAUACAUCUGAGGAAAAGUGUCACAAAGAGAAUUUAAAAGAACACGGAAAUGAAUUACAUGGCAUAAAUGAACAUAUCAAGGCUUGUAACAAAUCUGACUGCCAUCAACGUCUGAAGUGAUGCCUGCUGUCGCAGUCGGGUCAAGAGUCUGAGAGAAGAGCAGUCCUCCGACCAGCAAGGUUAUCAUUGUAUCGGCGUCAAGUGUAGCAGACACAGACAUUGUAGCUGUGACAUAACUGUGUAACUGGAAUGGCCAAUGUAACAGAGGAAUCCCUCAUGGAAGUUGAGACAAGAGAGGAUGUAAGGCACAUAGAUGCAUCAGCCAGUGAAACUACAUUUGAUAGUGCAGAGCACAGACAGUCUCUUAUUGAAAACAUCAAUCAGCUACGAACUGACAGUGGGUAUACAGACAUGACCAUCAAAAUUGAGUCCAAGUUAUAUCCAUGUCAUAAGGUUAUAUUGGCAGCAGGGUCACCAUAUUUCCGCACCAUGUUUGCGUCUGGCAUGGAAGAAAGCAGGAAGGAACUUAUAGAAAUGAAACAAAUUGACCCCAUUGUAUUUGGGCAAGUUCUCAAGUUUAUUUAUACAGGCAAUGUAGAAAUAGGAGGUGCCACUGUGCAAGACCUUUUCACACAAGCCCAUCAGUUUCAGAUUUCCCAGCUAGUGGAGUCAUGUGUUUCUUUUUUUCAGGAAUGCAUGAAUGAGAGCAACUGCCUUGCUGCAAUGACACUGGCUGACUCCCAUGGCCAUCGCCCUAUGUAUGAUUUCGCUAAAAAGUUUGCAUGCCAGCACUUCACAAACAUUGUGGAUGAUGAUGAUUUUGUUCGGAUGUCAGUGGAGUGCAUUAUCGACUUAUUGAGUGACAGACGCUUAAAUUGCAUCAAGGAAGAGGAGGUGUUUGAGGCUGCUAUUCGAUGGCUGGAGCAUGACACUGAACAUCGCCAAUACCACACCAAUCGUGUUCUGAAGUGUAUAAAGUUCCCUCUAAUUGAUCGUAGUUACUUAAUGGAUGUUGGCCGCAAAAGAUAUCUGUCUGGUGAUGAGGGUAGGGAGCUGUUGGAGUCUGCUGUUCUAUAUCACACAGUUCCAUCACGCAGACACACCCUACCUUCUUAUCAGAUAACGCCUCGUAUGUCCUUUCCAUACAUUGAAUGCGCUGUUCUUCUUGGGGGUCGACUUGGGGAAGGCCUAAGUAACGAUGUGGAGUGCUAUCGCACAGACACCCAAGAAUUCAUGGCUCUCAAACAACUGCCCUUCAAAAAGCGCAAUGAAUUUGCUGCCUGCUCCAUUGGAGAUGAAAUCUUUGUGUCGGGUGGUCUGCGCAGUGCUGAGUUUUGGAAGUAUGACCCUACCUUUGAGUCUUGGCUGCGUGGAGCUAACAUGCUUCAGGCCAGAAGGCGGCAUGCAAUGGCAGCUGUAGAUGAAACUAUCUAUGUGUUGGGAGGCUUUGAUGAGGAGAAUGUGCUGGACUCUGUUGAGGUGUGGGAGCGUAAGUCUAAUAAGUGGGAAACAUGUGGAAGCCUUGUUACAGCAGUGGAAAACAUGGGCUUUACUGCUUUUGGAAAGAAAAUUUAUCUUUUUGGUGGCAAAAAUACUGAGGAGCUGGUGACCAGUUUGGUUCAGUGCUUUGACACUAGCACUUGUGAAUGUACCCAACUCACCCAGAGCCUGCCAGCAAAUGACAUGUGCAUCAGUGCCGCUGUUCUCAAUAACAAGAUCUAUGUCGUGGGCCUGGAGGGCUUCUUUGCAUAUUCCCCAUCAUCUGACCAGUGGGAGGUUCUACCAGACAUGAAGUUGCCAAGGGACUUUGUUUCCCUGUGUGUUUUAGACGAAAAGCUAUAUGCGUUUGGGGGGCGUCGCCGUGGAGCUAAAGACAAUUUGUACUCUGAUGCUAUCGAGGUUUUUGAUAUUGAGAGGAUGUCUUGGGUUCAAGUUGGCACAACACCAGUACCGAUGUAUUCUUAUGGCUGUGUGCGAGUGUUUUUAUCGCGUCCUCUUUUCACCUGCAAAGUGAGCAAACCAGGAGUGGAUGGAGUAGGACCAGUUAGAAGCAACAUGCAGUCCUAAUACAGCCUGUCAUCAUCUUUAGUGUUAUACUUUGAUGCUUUUGGUCAUUCUGUUGAGCAGAAACUUAUGUUAUUGUACAUGCAAGUUCAUGACUGAUGAGUAUCAGAGCGCUGUUCUGGUCUAGUUUCUAGUGCAUUUGUGUCGACAAUUUAUUAUUUAACUCAGUCCAUUAUAUGCACGAUGCAUGCAAUGCACAGGAUAUUAACUUAAUUGAUUGUCGAACCUUUGAUGAGGGUCUGAUUCUGCUGCAGUAAGCAUUAUUUUUCACUGGUUUUCAGAGACCUCUAGGUAGACCCUUGAUUUGCAGAAUUCUCUUUAGUUUUCAGCUUAAAAAGCUCAAAUGCAGAAUGUUACAUAGCGUGUCUAGCUAUAUCAGAUAACAUUUGUUUUAAAACCUUAAAACAAAUAUAUUACUUGAGCAGCAAAAAGUCUCUUUGAAAUGCUUCAAAAGAAGGUCUUCAUGAAAGAGAUUCUAAAAUUUGCUUUUCUUUCCUAUGUGCUCUUGCUUAGGAAUUUUUUUUUUACAUCGACUUGAGGUGGCAACUUUAUAAUGUGUCCUAAAUUCUACCAGAAUGUGCAGUUAGUUUCUGUGUUACAGUUUAUGUUGAAUAGUCAUUCGUUCCAAACCUUAAAGGCAUGAAUGGUUAUUGGUCUCUAGUUUCACUUAGAAUUUGCAAUCCUGCCUCCACUGCACUCAAAGGGUGAAAGUUGUUUUGUUCAGCAAGUAUCUUGAAAUUCUUACUGGAUGCAUCAAAAUCUUAGUAGGAAAACUCACAGGCUUAUUGUGUGCUGGUUUAAAUUAAAAUGUGCACAAAAAUGGAUGGGUAUUAAAAAAAUCAUCACAUAAUUGUGGGACAAUUUUUUAAUACUAUUUUAUUGUAUAUGGUGGACACCUAAGUUAUUUAUAAACCAUUUUUAUAGCAAUAUAUAAUAAAAUGUGUGGAUAGCUAUCCUUAUAGCUUUCACACCCGUGCAGCAAAAGUAGAUAUUGGAAGCCAGAGUCUAAAUAUUUUUUAACUUUUCCCUCCUCAACAACUUUCUUCACAAUUGAUGAGCAGAAAUAGUGGGUUAUUGGAUUUAUUUCUUUCAAAUUUUCAGGAGCAUGUUAAAAAAAAAUGGUGAUUGUCAUUGUUUAAAAAAACAUUUUUUGGAAACUGCAAUCUGACAGUGUUUUAAAUUGUGCUCAUUUGGGAAAGUUUAGGUAAUCUCAUUUUAUUAAAUAAAAAUUCUUCUUAGGCCUACACUCCUAAACUACAUUUUCAAGAACAUGCACAAGUCUUUCAUAACAUUUGUUUGAAGUCAUUUUGUAAAAGUAGCCGUUUCUCAGACACUUGUGAAAGAGAUGUACAUUCAAAUAUGAACCGAGAGUUUGAAAUUCUAGUAAGAUUACUGUUAUAAGCUCUUGCAUUUCAAAUGAGAGACAAUCUUUUUAAUUUUAUUUUAUUUUUUUAUUGAAACAAUGCCUAGGAAGGUAAAGGAAAGCAGAUAGCCAAAUGUUUAGAACUGUGGCAUCCAAACCCAAAUGUGUUGCUGUGUGGUGCAACAAACUUCCUGCAGUUGACCUAGCUGACCUACCUUGCUCCAAAGACUGGGAAAGGAGAGGCAUUAAAAGGAGAUGGGCAAUCCCCUCACAAAAAGCUAGCCCUGAGAAAAGUGUGGUCUCUAACAUCUCACUUACCAACAACCAAAAGGUUAGGGGUCAACCUUAACCUCAAAAGGGUAAGGAGGAGACAUUGUUAAAGACACUUGCACACAGUAAAUAUGACAUUUAUUACUUCUAUGUUGGAAAUGAAUUUCCCCUGUGUGAUCGUUUUUACUAGGUUUCCAGGAUUUAACAAUAUUGUAAGGUGCAGACUAUAAUAAAAUAUUCUUGCAGACAUUUUUGUCCAGAUAUGCAGGAUGGUGGCAUUUUUAGACUAUGUAUUUCCUGCACACUAGGCAGAUAUGACGGACAAAAUGCCAGAAGCAUAUUUUGCUAUGUAUGUACAAUUUAUUUGCACAACUUUUGGUCAUUAGUUACUGAAGCAGGCUCCUGAAAAUAACACUAGAAAAAGCACAUGCUGUUGUGUUCACAAGGCCACUGUGGAUGUAGUUUCAAGACAAAAGUAGAAUUAAUGCACAAAGUCUAAUGCCGUGUAAUUAUUACAGAGGAAUAAAAAUCAGCGAUAGAUUAAAAGUUAUUGUUCAUGUAAGCAUUUUACAAAUUUUAAAGAGAAAAGACUGAGAGGCUGCAAAGCUUAUA